Messenger RNA from Penicillium coprophilum, 297 nucleotides. RefSeq lists its product as uncharacterized. The record is from RefSeq and is a predicted model, not a curated record. NCBI's taxonomy places the organism in Eukaryota, Fungi, Ascomycota, Eurotiomycetes, Eurotiales, Aspergillaceae. The coding region runs from base 1 to 297 and encodes 98 amino acids. The transcript has 2 exons.
AUGCAAGUCGCAGAGAUUCUUUCGGAUAUCAAUUCCCUCCGCGUCUGCGGCCACAAUGAGGCCCUGGCACUUGUGAAUGUGCAGAAAAAUAUUACAGGCUCAGAUUCAGCUGAGCCUGAUAGCGCAUUAGCAGAGAAGAGCCCGGCAGGCGACAAGGUCGAUCUUCGUCGUGCAAAGGAGCUUGUUGAGCUACACUAUGAGGUGAAAGCGAGACAUGCCAACGGGGCAGUCGAUGAUGAGCUGAGUCAAGCCCGGCAAGAUGUUAAGCGAGUUCUGACAGAGCUGUCGACCGUUUGA